AUUUCACAACAUUCCCAAUGCGGUCACACUGAUUAGCACGCUGCCGGAAAAUGUUGAAAAAUAUUUUGGAUAAGUCCAGGCAGGUGCUCUUUCCAGUGGCAAGGACCCUUACAAGAAGCAGCGUACAUGGAAAUGUGGUCACCGGGUCCCAGGCGGCAGUGACCGCGCCGGCAGGAGCAAAGACACCGCUGAUUCUGCCGCAAAACUACGGGGAAUACGCACCCGCUAGCCGGAAUACUGCGCGCCAGGCGUGGAUCGAGAACACGGAUGCCGUUCAAGAAAGGAAAGUGGGUCUCAUCGAACUGCAUCCUGAUGUGUUUGCCGCCCAACCUAGGGUGGACAUCAUUCAGGAGAAUGUGGAGUGGCAACGAAAGUAUCGUUAUGUAAGCUUUGCCCAAACGAAAACCCGGGCGGAGGUGCGGGGUGGCGGAAGAAAGCCGUGGCCCCAAAAGGGCAUGGGCAGGGCCCGUCAUGGAUCCAUCAGAUCGCCACUCUUUAAGGGAGGCGGUAUAGUUCAUGGCCCGAGAUCUCCAACCACCCACUUCUACAUGUUGCCCUUCUACAAAAGGGUUCUGGGCUUAACCUCGACUUUGAGCGUUAAGCUGGCCCAGGAUGAUCUACACAUCAUUGAGAAUGUAGACAUACCCACCAAGGAUGGUCAGUUCAUCAAGGAUUUGAUAGCCGAGCGAAACUGGGGACCCUCUGUCCUGAUUGUGGAUGAGGAUCACAUGUUCCCCGCAAACAUUUGCCAGGCUACCGAUGAGCUGGGCUAUGUCAACUUGAUGCCAUCCUUUAGCCUAAAUGUGUAUUCCAUGCUGAAGCACGAUACCUUGGUUCUAACAGUGGCUGCGGUGAAGCAUCUGGAGCAGCGUCUAUUAUACCAACUGAAUCGUAGUGACGCCGCCAGCAAGGGUGGCAAAUUCAAGCUGGAUCAAGUUUAGAUGUUAAGAAAGUUAAAGCCUUUUAGUUUACUUGUUUGUAAUCUUAUGCAAAUACCAGAAAAUGCAUUGUUUACCUAAAAA
Molecule: messenger RNA, 1022 nt
Organism: Drosophila bipectinata
Lineage: Eukaryota; Metazoa; Arthropoda; Insecta; Diptera; Drosophilidae
Gene: mRpL4
Product: mitochondrial ribosomal protein L4
Biological process (GO): translation
Cellular component (GO): ribosome
Molecular function (GO): structural constituent of ribosome
Source: RefSeq, a predicted model, not a curated record